Messenger RNA from Paramormyrops kingsleyae, 4691 nucleotides. RefSeq names its product RAB9B, member RAS oncogene family (gene rab9b). Gene Ontology annotation, molecular function: GTPase activity; GTP binding. Gene Ontology annotation, biological process: Rab protein signal transduction; retrograde transport, endosome to Golgi. The record is from RefSeq and is a predicted model, not a curated record. Gene Ontology annotation, cellular component: phagocytic vesicle; late endosome; lysosome. Lineage: Eukaryota; Metazoa; Chordata; Actinopteri; Osteoglossiformes; Mormyridae.
GCUAAACCGAUCACGCACGGCUAAUAAAUAUCGUGCCCUACAGCUUUUCCUAUACUAUUGAUAUUUCAUUUGAAAAAACAACGCAUCUUUCUUGCUUUAAUAUAUAAAAAUCCAUAACAGUUGCAACGGACACGUUUUUUUGUUUAAGUUGCCGAUUUGUCACGGAAAAUUGGAAACGGGGCUGCAUAAAUUGACUUAAAUGGAGUUUGACAUUUAUUUAAGCGCAUCACAGCAAGAUUCCACGGAACCUUAAUCUGUAACCUCUCGAUCCAGCCCCAUAUCACAAAGUGAACUGUUUCACCAGUAUUACUGCAUGUUUGCUCAGCUGAUCGAUAGUCAGUCUAAACAAGGACCCGUAUUGAUACGCCUGUUAUUAAAAUAUAGCAGCCUCAGAAAAAAAAUAAUCAAAAAAGCUAAACUUGUCUGUCUAGUUAAUUUAGUAACGUAUGUUACUAAUUAUGUCUGCAAUAAUAAAAUAUCUUGAGGAGAUGGACAUUACUGCUGAUCUGGUCUGCAUUACUCACCACUGUCACCAGCAGAGAUACUAGUACAAAACAGCGAACAUUUCUAAACCAAGCUGCCAGAUCUUAGGGUGACCAAUAAGUCCACUUAUUCCAGCUAUUAGAGAAAACAUUUGAAAUCCGCUAAAUAUUUAAAAGCAGCGUUCAAUAAGGUAAGAGUCAAACGUGAAUGCGGUGACAUGUGGCUAUAUUUGUUUGCUGUAUUUCUUGUUCUGUGUUGUUUUAAUACACAACGAUAAAUAUGAAAACUACUUGAAAGUAUACAUUUUAUUUUAGUAUAACAAGCAUGUAGCGUGCAUGAAAUGCCCGCGCAUGCGCGACUCCGCUUGGAGUUUGGAGCCGCGCAGCAACAGCGCGUUCACGUGAAAUCUCAGUUUGAGAGUGUGGUUCACGCCACGACACAAGUAUCGCUUGGCAGAAUGAGGUAAAUAAUUAGAUUUUUAGCUUUAACUUUUUGCCGUCACGCCGAGCGCUCCUGUGGUAUACACGGCUUUCGCAGGUGGCGCUGAGCCAGCGGGUCUGUCAGUCAGUGUCAUCAUGAGUGGGAAGAGCCUGCUGCUGAAGGUGAUUCUCCUUGGCGAUGGGGGAGUAGGCAAGAGCUCCCUGAUGAAUCGCUAUGUGACGGACCGGUUCGACUCGCAGUCCUACCACACCAUCGGCGUGGAGUUCCUCAACAGGGACUUGGAGGUGGACGGCCGCCUGGUCACCCUGCAGAUCUGGGACACGGCUGGGCAGGAGCGCUUCAAGAGCCUGCGCACGCCAUUCUACCGGGGUGCGGACUGCUGCUUGCUGACCUUCGCCGUGGACGAUCUGCAGAGUUUCCGCAACCUGGGCUGCUGGAAGAAGGAGUUCAUGUACUACUCAGACGUGAGGGACCCAGAGCGCUUCCCCUUCGUGGUCUUGGGCAACAAGGUGGACAAAGGCCCGGAGAGGGAGGUGGGGGAGGAGGAGGCACGAGCCUGGUGUCAGGAGAACGGGUGCUGCCCGUACUUCGAGACCAGUGCCAAGGACGAUACCAACGUGGGCGCGGCGUUUGAGGCUGCCGUGCGCGAGGUCCUGGCAGGGGAGGAGCAGCUGGACCACGCGCUACUCAGCAGCGCCAUAGAUCUCCACGGCAACCGCAAGGCCCCGCGCUCAUCCUGCUGCUGAGUCCUAUUGCUUCCCCCCCACCCCCGGCUUACAUAUCCGCUUGCGUCAUGUGAGCUUGAGACCAGCCUCUGAGCCGCAGGCAGGGGCUCGAGCUGGGAAGGGUGGUUCUGAGGCAUGAUCCGAACGGACUGUUGUGCACUUGGUACCAUCCUGGUUUCUCCGCGUCCGGCGGGAUGUGGGGUCCUAGUCUAACUGCGUCCCUUUGUCUCUCUUGUCAGCCUCCCAGGUGCCUGUGGCGUUAGUGGUGGUCGUGGUGGUGGUGGUGGUGGGGAGGGCUGCAGGUGUGCAGGUUAUUUAACACGCUGGUUCCUCACUCUCCAGUGCCGUGACGCUGCCUCCUUGAAAAAGCACAGCUUGGCAGAGGAACACAGAGUGGUUUGCGUUCUCAUUCAAAGAUUCCCUUUAAAAAGUGAAAAAAUAUUGCAUCAGCCUAACAGAUCACCUGUCUGUUCAUAGGACUGUCAUUUUUCUGCAGGUGGUGGUGAGGGGGGGGGGGGACAUAAAGAGAAGUGAAAUUGGUGAGCUGCCUCUGUGUAAUCCUGCGGUAAAUGUGACUUGGUUGCCAUGAGUUUUUGUUUAGUAAUCUGUAGCUGUGUCUACACCUGUUCGUGACUCGUUUAAUGAUGAAAAUCGGUUAACUAUGAAGGUACUGUAUUUAUGCUACACUUGUUUUGUGCUUUUGGGUGUUUAUUGGAGAAAAAUGGGAAACUGACAUUUUUCAGGGACAUAUUUGUAAUUGGGGCCCCCUUUACUCUUUUAAAACAACAUUUUGACAGUGAAGACAGUGGAGGUAUUUCUUUCGAUAUGUCUACUCAGAUGUUUCCUUAAGUAUUUUUGCCGCAGCAUGAGUGCUUUUUGCUGCUUGCAUGGCAGGGAGUGGCAGUGCGUGUGUCGGCCUGAUUGUGAGUGACAGACAGGGGCAGCAGGGUAGGAUGUAAUGGGGCUUAGCGAGGUUAGGAGCUGCACUGCGGCUGGUGGUGAGGCGUACACACACACCGGCUGCUGCUCUCUCAUGGCCCCUGGCUACAAGUGUGCAUUUCUCUCUGUAAAUGCUGCACCACUUCACCAUCUUUCCCCUGUGCUGCUACAGAUUUUUUUCCCCUGGCUGUACAAAGAUGCUGUUACAAAUGUCGGCUUGUGCGUCAUUACACGCCCAUCGAGCCGACGCCCGUAAAUGUAGCAAACGGUGACAUAGUGUGAAUUGGCGCAAACGGGGCAGCAGGUAGCUUAGUGUAAAUAAAAACCAAGCCCCUGGAGAAGGUACUCGGUCUGAAUCGCAUCAGAAAAUUUACAGUAUGUCUGGGUGAAAAAUGAAAACUUACCUCUGUAAUUUUAACUACGGUAUUGUAAUGAAAAGAUUCAACCUUGUUUGUUCAUAAAAUGAAGUAUGGAAACCUUGUACAGUAGAUUUAUGUGAUUGGGCAUUUUUAGGCAUGAAGGGAACUGUAGAAGUGAAGGGUAUGAUGUAAGCAUUUGGUUUACUCUGGGUUAUGUGAGCUGUGCUGUGAUGGUGGAUUAUGAUUGGUUGACAUAAUUGCAUCCAUACAGCCAUUGUGAGAUGUGGUGAGGACCAGUAUUACACAAGUAUUAGGAUCUGACUAUAAAAGCAUGAUGGACCAUUGCGUCCAUUAAGUUAAUGGAAGGAGCAGUGUGGCACAGCAGUUACGGGACUGUGCUGCAUGUAGGACGUUUGCAAGCUCAGGUCUAGGGGGCACAAAUAUUGCACCCUAAAAGGCACUUAAAUUCCUCCGUACAUGAAUAAAAUAUAAAUGUAAAGGGAAAAUGUAUGUCUGAAUUGUAAAACUGUAAAUAUUUGCUCUUUACGUGAUAUGUGAGCAAGAAAGUAAUUGAAUUGAAAUCUAAAAUGGUACAGAAAUAAUGGUACUUCAUGCAGGUGUGCCAGUUUUCUGGUUUUCCAUAUAUUCUCCAUAUAUUCUGGAAGACCGUUCAUUGAGGUGAAGUUUCAUAUGUAAAAGAGAAUAUAAAGUGUAGUGCCACAUGUUUGGGUGAUGUCCUCCAUCACAUAUGAGCAACUGGAUCUGUUUGCCUCAUCACCUGAGAUUCCGCUCGUUAAUAGCAGUAUCUUGCGUUUUUUUUUGUUUUAGGGUGGUGUCCGCUCAGCCAACGGGUUUAUUUUAUGAGUUCAUUAAUUCCUUUCUAUUGUAGGUACAAAAGCACUACUUUGCUUUAAUGAAGUGCAUUUCUCUUCAUUUGUCCUCGCGCUUCACCAUUUUUAGUAUUGACUUUUUGUGUGUGUCUGUAUAAAAGUUUGUUUUCCCUUGUUACAAUUAAACGUUUGGCGUGUGCAGAUUACUGGCGUUGUGUACACUGUGAAAAGAGGAGGGAGCACGUGAUUAAAAGACCGUAUCCACAGGUUAUGAGAGAUAUGCUUUUGGAAAUUAAAUGGAGAGUAAAUUGAAUAUAGUGUUUCUUGGGAAAUUACUGAUGGUAUAUUUCACUUUUAAUACUGUGAUAAUUGUCAUGGAUUCAGUGUUGGGGAUGUCACUGGUUACUUGUACGAGUUGCCUCUGUAUUAAAGGGUACAUUGGUUGAGCGUUUACUUGAAUUUAUGGAAACAAAUGAGGCAGUAAUGGGUCUUGUUACUUACUCUGUAUUAUGCUUUGUAAGUUGUAAAUAUCUCAGUAAUAAACUGAACCUAAAUAUACAAAUUAACAAUGCAAUUGUGAAGACUUGAAAUACAUAUGAAAUCUUGUGAUUUUAUGUACCACAUAAUAUGUAAAAGAUUUCCAUGUUUUUAUUAUGCCAGUGAUACUGUAGUAUUUUAUCCCUGCAAAUGCAUUUUUCCAUUAUACUACAGUUGUCUAUGUGUGAAGCACCUAAGAAAGAAAUUUAUAGUUGUGAAAAUGGCUUGCAGUACCAUGAAGCAUUACCCCACAAAACUGAAUUGCUGUUAAUUUUUCUGUGGGUCAGUUUAGGGGGGUAGAAAGAUGUGCUCUGUCACACAGAGUCAGAUACAUUUAGGCUGUUUACAAACCAAACUAAAUAAAUGAAAUGAAAGUA